AUGGCCUUGCCUCCGUCGUCUCCUCCAUGUCUCAGAAAUCUCUCUCUAUCACCUUAUCCUCCUCCCUUUUCUCGCCAAAGCAGCUUCCUCGUUCCUCGCGUACGGCCUCUUGGCUUCCGGAGUCAUAGACCGAGCGCGCUCCGGGAAUGGCGGGAGUACGAAGACGCUGUCAGAAGAAAGGAUCUCGCCGGGGCUCUCAGAUUUCUCAAAUCCAUCGAAAACGAUGAAAAUCGUGAUGCGGUCGAGUCUAUUGUCGCGGCUCCGGUAACGGCUCAGUUAAGCGGUCUGAGAGCUUUUGAAUUGGAGAGGGAUUGGCAGGUUUUAGAUGCGUGUUUGAAUGCAGAUGAUAUGAGGCUUGUUGGAAGUGCAUUUAGGUUUCUCAAGGAGAGAGGUCUACUUGCUAACUUUGGCAAAUUCAGCAAUAUUGUUUUGGAGGGAACAAGAGAGGUUACACCUACUGUCCUCAAGUCUGCAACUGGUUUGGAAGUGACUAAACUUGCACCAAAGAAGUGGGGUCUUUCUGACGGCUCUAGCAUUGCUCUGGCUGCUUUUCUUGGUGGAGUCUCCUAUCUUCUUUCUCAGGAUAUUGAUCUGCGGCCAAACCUUGCUGCCAUUUUGGGUCUUGCUUUUAUGGAUUCAGUUCUUCUCGGUGGUACCUGUUUAGCACAAAUAUCAUGCUACUGGCCUCCACAUAAGCGUAGAAUCAUAGUUCACGAAGCGGGUCAUCUUCUUGUUGCAUACCUCAUGGGCUGCCCAAUCCGUGGUGUGAUACUGGAUCCGAUAGUUGCCAUGCAAAUGGGGGUUCAAGGCCAGGCUGGAACCCAGUUCUGGGAUCAAAAGAUGGAGAGUGAGAUUGCAGAGGGACGACUUAGCGGUAGCUCAUUUGAUAGGUAUAGCAUGGUACUUUUUGCUGGUAUUGCAGCUGAAGCGCUAGUUUAUGGUGAGGCUGAGGGUGGGGAGAAUGAUGAAAAUCUGUUCAGGAGCAUCUCAGUCCUUCUGCAACCACCGUUAUCCGUGGCUCAGAUGUCGAAUCAAGCCAGGUGGUCUGUUCUACAAUCUUACAAUCUGCUCAAGUGGCACAAAGCAGCACAUAGGGCCGCUGUUGAAGCUCUCCAAGUGGGAAGUCCUCUUAGUCUUGUGAUUAGAAGAAUUGAGGAAGCCAUGUCUGCUUGA
Arabis nemorensis is the source of this 1173-nucleotide messenger RNA. The record is from the annotation of a GenBank genome assembly. Lineage: Eukaryota; Viridiplantae; Streptophyta; Magnoliopsida; Brassicales; Brassicaceae.